Messenger RNA from Dioscorea cayenensis subsp. rotundata (Guinea yam), 2589 nucleotides. Its product is annotated as cation/H(+) antiporter 15. The coding region runs from base 1 to 2589 and encodes 862 amino acids. Gene Ontology annotation, biological process: regulation of pH; proton transmembrane transport. Gene Ontology annotation, molecular function: antiporter activity. The record is from RefSeq and is a predicted model, not a curated record. The transcript is spliced from 3 exons. NCBI's taxonomy places the organism in Eukaryota, Viridiplantae, Streptophyta, Magnoliopsida, Dioscoreales, Dioscoreaceae. Gene Ontology annotation, cellular component: endomembrane system; membrane.
AUGAACAUACAGGACACUAACUUAAACUCUACCAGUAAGGAUGGAGGAGGUUACAUGAGAAGCGCCAAUAGCAUCAUAUGCUAUGCCCCAACGAUGAUCACUACCAAUGGCAUCUGGAUGGGUGCCCAACCUCUCGAGUACUCUCUUCCACUCUUCAUCUUUCAGCUCGUCAUUGUUGUGCUCACUACUCGUGCCCUCGUUACCAUUCUUCGCCCUUUCCGUCAACCCAGAGUGCUUGCCGAGAUCUUGGCAGGAGUAGUUUUGGGGCCAACGGUUUUUGGAAGGUUUCCAGGUUUCGGUGAAACUGUGUUUCCUAUGAAGAGCUUGCUAACUUUGGAGACAGCAGCACAUAUUGGCUUGCUCUACUUCCUCUUCCUUGUGGGUGUAGAGAUGGAUGUCAGUGUCAUAAGGAGGAUGGGUAGGAAAGCAUUAGUCAUUGCCAUUGCUGGCAUGAUAGUCCCCUUCGCCAUCGGCACCUCCACUUCUUUCAUUUUUCGCAAACAAAUAUCCAAUGGCUUGCAGCAAGGCCCUUUCUUGGUCUUCCUUGGUGUUGCUCUCUCCAUGACUGCAUUCCCUGUGCUCGCUCGCAUCCUUGCUGAAAUCAAACUACUCAACACAGAGCUAGGUAGAAUAGCAAUGUCUGCUGCUAUUGUUAAUGAUAUCUUUGCAUGGGUGUUAUUAGCAUUGGCCAUUGCCCUUGCUGAGACUGAGAGGAUGGCUUAUGCUUCCUUUUUGGUCCUUCUCUCUGGAGCUGUAUUUGUUUUCUUUUGCUUUUAUUUUGUGAGGCCUUUGAUGUGGUGGAUCAUUAGAAGGAUUCCGGAGGGUGAGUCUGUGGAUGACUUCUAUGUGUGUUCUAUCCUCAUCGGUGUUAUGUUGGCCGGGUUGGUUACGGAUGCUAUUGGGAUUCAUGCGGCUUUUGGUGCGUUUGUCUUUGGGCUGGUGAUACCAAAUGGUCCACUUGGUGCAACAUUGAUUGAGAAGUUGGAGGACUUUGUGACUGGAUUACUGUUGCCUCUGUUCUUUGUGAUUAGUGGGCUGAGAACCAAUUUGAACCAGAUUCAAGAUCCAGUGGCGCUUGGGCUUCUUGUGCUUGUUUUUUUACUGGCAAGCAUGGGCAAAGUGAUGGGAACCAUUGCUGUGGCUCUUUUCUACUCCAUGCCUCUCCGGGAAGGCCUCUCUUUGGGAUUCCUUAUGAACACCAGGGGUCUUGUGGAGAUGAUCAUUCUCAAUAUUGGAAGGGAUAAAAAGGUGUUAGACAAUUCAGCGUUUGGGGCGUUGGUUCUGAUGUCGGUGCUAAUGACGGCUAUCGUGACGCCGGUGGUGACAUUGGUACACAAACCGGUAAAACGUUUGGUCGGGUACAAGCGUCGCAACCUACAACGAGCCAAGCCCGACGCCGAGCUCCGCAUGGUGGCGUGCCUCCACAACACGCGCAACGUCCCCAUGAUCAUAAGCUUGCUCGAAGCCUCCAACCCAACCAAGCGCUCGCCCAUCUUCAUCUACGCUCUCCACCUCGUCGAGCUCACAGGUCGUUCCUCCGCCAUGCUCAUCGUCCACAACAACAGCGCCGCCAAAAACGGCCGCCACCUUGGCCCCUCUCACGGCAGCCAGGCUCAAUCCGAGCACAUCAUCGCUGCGUUCGAGAACUACGAGCAGCACGCCGGCGGCGUCUCGGUCCAAACCCUCACCGCCGUGUCCCCUUACUCCACCAUGCAUGAAGACAUCUGCAACCUCGCUGAGGACAAGCAUGUCACGUUGAUUGUUCUCCCAUUUCACAAACAACAAACAGUGGACGGUGGCAUGGAGGAGACCAACCCGGCAAUCCGAACGGUUAACCAGAGUGUUCUCGCCAACGCCACAUGCUCCGUGGCCAUCCUCGUCGACCGUGGGCUCAGUGGGACCGGGAGGUCGACCACUGGGCAGCACAUGUCACACCAUGUAGCACUGCUCUUCUUCGGUGGACCAGACGACCGUGAGGCGCUGGCUUAUGCAUGGAGGAUGGCGGAGCACCCAGCCAAUAGUCUCACCGUCGUUCGGUUCAUUCCCGGAGAGGAAGCAGCAAUGAGAAGGCUAUCGAGCACUGACUCGAGAGUGAUAACCAUUGUGACUGAUACUGAGAGGGAAAGGCAAAUGGAUGAUGAGUAUCUUAAUGAGUUCAGGCUCAAGAACGUAAACGAUGAGACAGUGAUAUACAUGGAGAGGGUGGUAAAUAACAGUGAGGAGACAGUGGCUGCCAUUAGAUCAAUGGAUAGUAUUCAUGAUCUUUAUAUAGUGGGGAGAGGAGCUGGGGAGAUGGCAUCAGGAAUGCUGGCAGGGAUGAUUGAGUGGAUGGAGUGUCCGGAGUUGGGGCCGGUGGGGGAUCUGCUUGCGUCGUCGGACUUUGCGGCGACGGUGUCUGUGCUGGUGGUGCAGCAGUACGUGGGAGGAGGGACAGUGGGUGGGGAAGGAGGUGGAGUUGGGGAGAUGGGGGAGCAGCCGGUGCAACAGUACUUGAAUAAUGCGCAUAAUAGAGGAAGGAUGGUUGCUGGGACGCAUAAGGGGGUUGCUGGGAGUUUUAGUACCCCUGGUAAUUGGGACAAUGGUAGAUAA